AUGGACCCGGAAAAGACAUCCCAGCGCCACCAUGGCGAUAACGACUACCUUCCCGCCCCGGAACCCGACUACAGCAACUAUGACUACCCCCUCCCCAGCAAGACCGAGAGCGCGGCCCACGAUGGCGCGGCCGCAACUAUCGGAAACGACCUGAUUCCCUCCGUCUCCAACGCCAUCGCCAACGCCGGGGGGAACCCUUACAACGGCAAUGACGGCAAGGGUGACUUUAUUCACCGCACCCCGUCGGCCGCCGGGACCUACUCCACUACUGCCGAAGAAGAGACCUACCCCGAAGGCGGGCUGCGGGCGUGGUCUGUCGUCUUAGGUUCGUGGCUGGCCCUUUUCUCCGCGCUGGGCAUCAUGAACAGCAUCGCCGUGUUCCAGACCUAUGUUGCUACCCAUCAGCUGCAGGGAUACCGCGAGGGAACCAUCGGAUGGAUCUUCUCGCUGUACACUUUCCUCUGUUUCUUUGGAGGAAUUUACAUCGGCCCCGUGUUUGACCGGUGGGGUCCGCGAUGGCUUGUCCUUUCCGGGACAGUGUGUCUUGUUAUUGGUGUCAUGCUCUUGAGUAUCUGCACACUGUACUGGCACUUUAUACUCGCCUUUGGUGUCCUUUGCGGCCUUGGUAGUUCGCUUGUCUUUACACCGUCCAUCGCCGCUGUAGGCCACUGGUUCAAGCGCCGCCGAGGUUUCGCGACCGGCAUGGCCUCGACUGGCGGCUCCAUUGGCGGCAUCGUCUUCCCCCUGAUGAUGCAGUCCCUCUUCCCUCGCAUCGGCUGGGGCUGGACUAUCCGUGCGGUAGGCUUCAUCUGCCUCUUGCUCUGCGGCGCUUCCAACUUUCUAAUUCAGUCUCGGCUGCCGCCCGCCCGCAACGCGAGCCCGCACCCCGAUCCUCGUAUUUUCAGGUCUACAGCGUUCAGUCUAACGACUGCAGGCAUCUUCUUGAUGGAGUUUGCGCUCUUCAUCCCGCUGACCUACAUCUCGAGUUACAUGCUCAGCCAGGGCUUUAGCGAGUCUUUCGCAUUCCAGAUCUUGCCUAUUCUCAACGCGGGCAGUGUCUUUGGGAGAGCCUUGCCCGGUUGGUGGGCUGAUAUCGCAGGUCCAUUCAACAGCAACAUGGCCGCCAUCGUGCUUUCCAUCAUUGCGUGUCUUGCCAUCUGGCUGCCCGUGGGAGGGAGUGCGGCAGGCGUGAUUGUGUUCGCUGUUCUGUUCGGUUUUGCAAGCGGCAACAACAUCAGCAUCAGUCCCGUGUGUGUCGGCAGGCUGUGCAAGACGCAGCACUACGGCCGAUACUACUCAACCACCUACACCGUCGUCUCAAUCGCGUGCCUCGUCGGUAUCCCCAUCGGCGGAGAGAUCGUCACCGCAACGGAUGGCAAGUACUGGAGCCUUAUUCUCUUCACGGGUUUGAUUUAUGUAUUGGCACUGGUGGCGUUGCUUGCUGCCAAGAUUGUGUGCGUGGGAAAGAACAUCUUUGCAGUGUUCUAA
This is a messenger RNA of Colletotrichum truncatum, 1488 nucleotides long. RefSeq names its product riboflavin transporter. Gene Ontology annotation, cellular component: membrane. Gene Ontology annotation, biological process: transmembrane transport. Lineage: Eukaryota; Fungi; Ascomycota; Sordariomycetes; Glomerellales; Glomerellaceae. Gene Ontology annotation, molecular function: transmembrane transporter activity. The record is from RefSeq and is a predicted model, not a curated record.